AUGUUCAUUAUAUAUUUUAAUAAAUUUAAUUAUAUUUUAUUAUUUAUUAAAUUAUAUAUUAUAUUUGUAAAAUGUUUACCAAUACAAGAAAUGAAUGAAAUGAAUCAAUCAUUAUCUUUAACAAAAUAUAAUAAUACUACUUAUUAUAAUAAAUUAAUAACAAAUGAAUUGAAUAAUUUAUGGAAAGAUAAUCUUACACCAGUUAUUGGUAGAGUAAUAUGGUGUAUAAAUGAAUCAAAACAAAAAUGGUUAUAUUUAAAUAAAUUUGACAAUCAAAAUAUUCAUAAUAAUAAUAAUAAAAGUAAUAUUACGAAUAAAAAAAUUAUUUUAAUCAAUUCUGGAAAAUUCUAUUGUCCACAACCUAAUCAAUCAGAAGAUAUGAAAUAUUGUUGUGGACCAUUAGGGAAACAAAUAUGUUGUAAAAUAACAGAUACGCCAGGUUUAAGAUGGGGUAUACCACUUGGAGUAAUUGUUACUGUUAUAGUAUUUUUGACAGUUAGUUAUACAAUUCAAGUAUUUCGAGCUUGUGAUAGAUGUUAUCAUGAAUGUCCAAUAUUUACACCAAUACCAAAUGAUGCUGAAUUCCAGUGGGAUACUCGUUGGUAUACUGUAUCACAUGAAGGUAAUCGAUAUGGUGUAACAUUUCAUAGUCGAAUAUUUGCUAAUGAAUUUAUGAAAUGUUUAGAAGCUGAAUAUGGUCGAUGGAAUACAGCUAAUAUAUUAAAAAUACAAAGAGAUGGACAAAAUUUUGUUAUUUUAAAUAUAUUUUUUCAUGAUCUUUUUACACCAUGGUUUUAUACACAAGGACCUAUUAAAAAUGAUGAAGAAUGGAUUCGAACAGAUUUUAAAAAUAUUUGUCAUACAGUACAAGCUCGAUUGGCUGUGAACCCUCGAUUCAAAUGGAAUAAAUUUUCAAAAAAUUCAACAAAUAAAACAUUAAAACAAACAAAUCAAUCAUCAAUUAACACAAAUAUAUCAAAUUUAGACAAGAAAAACAGUGAUCGUUUAUCAAAUCCUAAUACUGUUACAACACCAUGGACACCAUGGACUAAAGUAGCUUAUAUUCCAUCAUUAACUGAAACAUCGGUUAAAAAAAAUUUGACACGUAAUUCAAAUAAAAGUAAAUAUAAAAUAAAAAAUGAAAAUAAAACUAAUCAACUGGUCAAUGUAAUCAUAUUAGAAGAUAUUAUUGAAUGUAAUGGUUUAGAUAAAGGUGUGCAAACGCAUCAAAAACGAUUACAAACACAUAAAACAACAAUUGAUCCAAUUGUAUAG
This is a messenger RNA of Schistosoma margrebowiei, 1275 nucleotides long. The record is from the annotation of a GenBank genome assembly. Lineage: Eukaryota; Metazoa; Platyhelminthes; Trematoda; Strigeidida; Schistosomatidae.